This is a messenger RNA of Episyrphus balteatus (marmalade hoverfly), 1455 nucleotides long. RefSeq lists its product as uncharacterized. The coding region runs from base 1 to 1455 and encodes 484 amino acids. The transcript has a single exon. The record is from RefSeq and is a predicted model, not a curated record. NCBI's taxonomy places the organism in Eukaryota, Metazoa, Arthropoda, Insecta, Diptera, Syrphidae.
AUGCGGCCAAUUGUGAGUCAAAUAAAUUCACCUUGUUAUCUGAUAUCAAAGCAUUUAGUUGACGUUUUUAAACCUUUGGUUGGCGGGUCUGAACAUCACAUAAAGGAUUCCGCACAUUUUGUGUCAAUUUUAAGUGGUUUGCGAUUAGAAAAUGAUGAAAUGAUGGUUAGUUUUGACGUUGAGUCACUUUUUACGAAUGUGCCAGUGCAGGAAGUUCUUGUCAUCAUCCGUGAGCUUAUCUCAACCGCCGGCAUCAAUGAGAACUAUUUGCCUCUUUUGGAUUUCUGUCUCUCUUCGGGCUAUUUCUGCUUCAACGGACAAUUUUAUUUGCAAAAAGAUGGCGUCGCUAUGGGCUUGCCCUUAGCUCCAUUGAUUGCAGAUAUUUGGAUGGAGAAUUUCGAGAAAAAAGCUCUGGACAGUUCGAAAGAAAAACCAAGAGUCUGGCUGAGAUAUGUGGAUGAUACUUUCUGCAUUCUCAAAAAUUCCGCCAUUUUGAAUUUUUUAGAACAUCUCAACGCACUACAUCCAAAGAUAAAAUUUACAAUGGAAAAAGAAAAAGAAGGUUCCAUUGCAUUUUUGGACGUAAAAGUGAUGCGCAACCAAAAUGGCUCCUUAGGACACACGGUUUACCGAAAAAGCACCCACACUAACCGAUAUCUUCAUGCUGACUCCCACCACCACCCAGCAAAUUUGAGUUCCGUCGUUUCCACACUUUUUCAACGUGCUCAUAGAAUUUGUGACAGCGACCAUCUCAGCACAGAACUUUUGUUGUUGGACAAAGUCCUAGAAGUGAAUGGCUAUAGUAAAAAACAAAGAUCGUGGAAGCCAUUUUCUUCACAGGAAAUGAAAGAGAACCAACUCGACAAAAAAGCUUUCCUGCCUUAUGUUAAAGGUGUAACUGAUAGAGUGGGAAAAAUCUUAAAGAGAUAUGGUGUAAAAUCCAUAUUUUUACCACCAAAAAAGGUGAUAAACUACCUAAAAUCACCAAAGGAUCAAUUUCCCCUUGAAACACCAGGAGUAUAUGCAGUACCAUGCAGCUGUGGUGCUUCAUAUGUAGGACAGACGCAGAGAAGUAUUGCUACACGCCUAAAAGAGCACAUUAGCGCUGUUAGCAAAAAACAAAGGGAAAAGUCUGCCAUAUGUGAGCAUAUACUGGAUCAUCCAGAUGAACACCACUGGAUCCAUUUCGAUCAAGCUAAGGUUCUAGCAAAAGAGGCUCAUUAUAUACCGCGCCUGGUUCGUGAAGCGAUCGAAAUAAAACGACACCAAAAUUUCAACCGUGACGACAGUUUUAAGCUAUCUCGUACGUGGGACCCCUUAAUAAACUCGUCACGAUCUAUCCAAUUGCCGCUUCACACCAACAGUGAUAUAGUGAGUACGGUUUGCUCCCAACUACAACAAAACACGGAACCCCCUACGCCCCGUUACAACUUGCGUAGCCAAAAUCGCAUAUAA